Messenger RNA from Mitosporidium daphniae, 558 nucleotides. RefSeq lists its product as uncharacterized. The transcript has a single exon. The record is from RefSeq and is a predicted model, not a curated record. Bases 1 to 558 code for a protein of 185 amino acids. Lineage: Eukaryota; Fungi; Microsporidia.
AUGCCCCCAAAUUCCGAUCCGGAAAUAUAUGACGGGCCUCGGAUCAAGAUUCCCCUUGCCUCGUCAAUCGAGCCAACGGUCGAUAUUUGUUCGGGCGUAAACUUUACGCCGAAAAAGCCGCAUUGCGAAGGUCGCGCCUAUUUUUCGGAUGGAAAUUCAUGCUCCAAUUUCACCCCACUGAAGAAACAUGUUUCGUUUCCCGAGAACCACCCAUUUGCCGAUCUGAAUGGCACCGCGUUUUUGAAGCAUUCGCUGUUGUUGAUGACACCCAUUUCGCCAAUCGACUCCAAAAACAAUGGCCUGCUUUCGGACAUCGAGUCUGAAGUACUUUUUUCAUCCAACAGCCAACAUGGCGCCUGUUUUUACGAAAACUCAAAGUCGGAUAUUUCGUAUUGCGAAAUUUAUCCAUUUGCCGAUGAUGAUGCGACCAAAUUCGCGGAAUCCUCGUCGGUGCAAAAAUUAAACGCACUUUUUGGCGAAGAAACGACCGAUGACACGCCGCGUUGGGCUCUUUUUUAUAUCCUCAUGUUCUACGAGACAUCACGGAGACGUAUCUAA